Myzus persicae (green peach aphid) is the source of this 4513-nucleotide messenger RNA. RefSeq lists its product as uncharacterized. NCBI's taxonomy places the organism in Eukaryota, Metazoa, Arthropoda, Insecta, Hemiptera, Aphididae. The transcript has 4 exons. Bases 285 to 1136 code for a protein of 283 amino acids. The record is from RefSeq and is a predicted model, not a curated record.
GCCACAGGACACCGGAACAUCGGCACGUCGCCGCCCUCCGUUCAACGCAGGACGCCACCAACGAGCACCGUCCCACCGUCACAUCACAUCCCGGCCCUCGCCCUCACCCCCACCCCGCACCGUACCGCCGCCGCCGCCGCCGCCGUAAUCACCGACUCUGUUCUGAUACGAUUCAGUCGAACACACCGCCACAACAACAUACUACUCCACCACCACCACCGCCAACCGCGUCCGGAGGCUCUCCGGCGACGUGUCAACAUUGAAUCAUCACACAAACACCGGAGAUGGACCUGAUGAAAAUCAGCGUCGUAUUGUACAUCUCACUCAUAUUAGUACUCAACAAGUAUUCGGAUUGUACGACUCAUCCCAGGGUGAAAAUGUACGGUCCCAAAGUAACGGUCAUCGAUCGUCGGAAACCGGAUCCGAAGAUUGGACAGGACGCGAUCAACGAGGUGAAAAUAAUUUCCCAGCCGGAAGAUUUCUUGGACGAACCCACCUGCCUCGAGUUGCGUCUAAUGUGGCGCGCUUAUCAGAGGCAAAAUCAACUGACACAGUCGGCCAGCAAUCUGCCGCUGACUUUCGAUCCGUUUGCAUUCAACACAUGGGAAGAUUACAUCAAGCCGAGGUACAUGAACAGACAAAAAUCAAUGAUGUUCGAACGAACCAUGCCAGACAGGUUUCAUAUUUUCAGGCAACUCAGACCGUUCGAAAAAAUCGCUAGGAUGACGACUACAACGAGGGCUAUCAUGGACGAUCAGUUGACGAGAAAAGCAAAUUUAUUUCGUCUCGGUUAUCACCCCCUAACUAAAAUACCCGUGAUCGCCAUGCGACUGACGGCCAAAGAUAGAUUCCAAGAGUUGAAAGAACUGAUGCGGCACGAGAAGACAAACAACUACCAGGACGGCGACGAUGAUCCGUUUUCCGUCGUGCCCAUCACGGCGGCGGCGGUCACUUCCAACGGCACUGCGGGUAAAAAACGACCCGGCUACGAGUCAUUGAUGUCGCGACCCAGACACUUUUCACAGGGGCACUAUAUGAACGUGAAACCAAACGGCGAACAGAUCGACGUCACUGCGACAGUCACGCCGCAGUAUAAAUCUUCGCCGCUUAUCAAACCAUGGAAUUCUAGAUGGUAAAUGUCAUAAUGACAAUAUUGCGUCGACAGUAAAGCCCAGCAUACCUAUAGGUGGUACACAAUAUUAUGUUCAUAUAAUCAUAUUCAAAGCAAAUCCUACGUCCAUUCACAGAAACUUACCAUUUGUCUUCCUUCCGGCGAUGAAUUAUCUGAUCUGUUGCGCUUAUAUUCUUGUGUAUGAAUAAAACAAGAUUAAGGUAAGUAUUUUAUAGACACUUAUUGUUCGUCUUGUAUCGACUAUAUAUUUUAAGCUAUAGUGACUAAUUUUUAUUAAUUUUUUUUUUUUUUUUGUAAAUUAUUAAUAAUUUUGAGUGCCUGUUAAAGUUCCGUUUCUUAAUACAACAUACAUACUCGUACGCAUAGUUAUGAACCUAUACGCGUAAUUAAAUAAUGGACAAAGAAUAAUUAAUUAGUGUAUUAAAAACGUAGCUUACACUGCGUAAUAGAACAGCAUCAUAAUAUAUAUGAACGUUAUAGAGUUAAGAUAAUGCUAUAUAUACUUACACACAAUUUACACACAACGUACUAUGACCAAUAUUUAGUUUUAAGAUAUAAAAGCGUAAAACUUACUUAGUUUUUAUUUUAUCUGACGUUGAUGAUUGUUGUUAAAACUUAUUACCUGUAAACAGCUCUAAAGUCUUUCGUGAACUAUUCGGUUAGACGUCCAAUUUUUAAUUAAAUUUCAAAACAGAGAUGUGUUUGGUGUUCCGUUUUAAACGGCCACAUUAGACAUUUACGAAUAGAAUGUAAGAGCGAAAAAGUGAUUGUAGGUUCUUUGAGAUGAUUUCGCAUUGUUUCCUUUGUCGAUUCUAAUUGUCAAAAAAUAAAUAAUUAAAAUUAAUUGUUCGACACUUGUACAAUAGUUUAUUUUAUUAUAAAUAGAUUUUAAAAUGUUUACAAGUAUAUAUUUUGUAAAAUGAAGUCUGAAUAAAUACCAAGCAACAUUAUACUACUAUAUAUUUAAUAUUUACUCAAUAAAAAAUACAAAGAUUCAUAAAUUCUACAAUAAAAUAACAUUAAAAUCCAUAUUUUAAGAUUGUUCAGGCCAAAUGAAUCGUCCACCUUUUUCCAUAAAAUUUCAAAAGUUCAAAAGUGUAAGAAAUGCUUUCAUUAAAAUAAUAUUAAACCCAAUAAAUAAUACACCCCGUGCUCUUAAUUUGUGUUUUUAAUACUCCCCUAGACUAACGGGUACCUAAAUUGUUUUUAAAAAAAGUAAUAGCAAAUUAUUAUUAAUUACAGUAAUUACAAAUUCAAGUUGCAAACGAGUAUAAUAAUAUGAUAAUAUGAUUAAAUUUCACCAAGAACUUGGAAUAUCAUAAUAUUUGUAUCGGAUAACUCAGUUGUUUAUUUUAUUAUUUAUUUUUUUAGUUGCAUUUCAGUCCCCUAUCUAAUCCGGUUAGUCCGGUGUUGUCCAACAGUUAAAAUACGAAAAAUAUUCAAUGGGCACCCCCAAAUAAUAUCACGAAAAAAAAAUGGAUGAUAUCAAAUCGUAACCACUCAUCACAAAUCUCGUGAGCUCGAGUAAAAAAUCUCUGGUACACUUUACACGACAUAUUGGCGCAAAACGCUAGUGCAUAAUAACACUAUACGUAUAACUGCGUCGAACUUUUAUUUCCGAAGUGCACCUCCCCUACAACAAUACCAUGGGCCCACUCACGAGUCGCAAUAAAACGACCAACGGACGGAGAAGUAGUAAUUUUGAAAAACAUAACAUCAAAGUAUCGUAAAAAUAGCACUGAAGCUCUCGCGUUUUCUCGCAAGACUUUUAGCAAUACCGUCUGCGAUAACUGCGAACGAUCGCAUGACACCAACGCUUGUAAAAUUUCAACUUCACUGCCCUUUAUUAUAAUCUGCAGGGUUCGGUAGGUAGCAAUAGCGCCGAAUGCCGAUAAAAGUCCAAAAAUAAAAGUUAAAAUGCCUACCUACCUACCGGUUUAAACAUAUAGUCCUCGACAGUUCAAUUAUCGUACCAAGUACAGGCAAAACGUUGAAAUGAGGUCGAUUGUUACAUUUUUAAUUAAUUGUCAACAAACAAUACGUAUACAAAUAAAACAUAAUCAUACUUAAAAGUCGUGACUGCAGCCUAUCGAGCAAAACGAUUGCCUCGUGAUAUGGACAAUAAACUGGUCAAGUUAUCUGAUGUUUUUAAUUGGUUUUUAUUAUUAUCAAACGUUUACGUUUUAUCCUGUCAAACUACACAAGUGCCUAAACAUGACAAAAAGUGUUGAACUUGUAAUGAAACGUGAGAUUACCUCCAAAAUAUACAGAAUAAAAUACCUCCUCUAUACCUGAAAACCGAGCUUUGCACUCGAUUUAUUUAGUUCAAAUUUCGGGUAUUGAAUAUGUUCAGGUGUUGAUAAUCAAACAAUGGAGGGAGUAUACAAUUCAAACAAGCUAUUAGGUUAAUACAUGUGUCCUGUAAAAAAUGUACUAUAAAAUUAUUUGCUUAUUCAACCAUAGGAAAUUUCUAAAUUCUUAGAAUAUUUUUGCAACUCAUAUAACAUUAUCGUCAUAUAACUAGAACUGCGACAGUGUUUACUGAUAAAUGUCCAUUCUCAAAUAUUUGUCGCCGGAUAAUGAACCGUUUAUUUGACCAUUAUUCAACGCCUGUUAAUAAUGAGAUAUCACUGUUAAAAAACAGAAUAUAGAAUCAACCGGGAAAAGUGUGUCAUUUUUCCAAUUGAGAACUAAUCGGGUUUCGGUUGAUUCGAGCGUUUUGGAAAAAGCUUCGUAUGGGUGUUGGGAGUUUUUUAACAGGUGUCGAGGGGCAGGUAAAUUCAGGUGAAAAUCACUGCUUGAAAGUAGGCAUACUUGAAAGGCGCAGGUGUCAACUUAUUAUACUCAGUUUUUGUCUACGUCCUAAAGCCAACGCAUCAAAUAUGGAUAUUAUGGAAUUUCCACGAACCCUAUUAAUUAUAUCGUACACUUUACUCGGCACUUGGAAUCAAAAGUCAACGCGUUUUGUUGAACAUGCUUUUUCAGACUUCAUUUUACGCAAUCACGAUAAUGACGACAGUAUAAUAUAUCAUCGUUUCACCAACGUCAGAAUUUUUUUCAAAUAAAUAUUUCACAUUGUUGGGUUUCUGUCACUAUUAUAAACGCAACAUUUGACACUCGUCUCAAAAAAAAAUGUAUAGGUACAGUUCCGAGAACACGACACUCUGCUUGUUCUCUUAUUACAAUAUGAAUAAAGAUAAAAGUCGAGGGUAACGGAACCAACGACAAGGCAUUUCGAUAAAUCUUCUGUAAAAAAAAAAACUAUGUCUGUGUUAUUAAACAAUGUCUUACUAACGUUAUAAUGUUAUAAUAGUCAUUACCAUUAUUACCAUUAUUCUAAAUAUUUAAUCAACUUUAUGGAAUUUAAUAUAAAUCAAAAUA